UCUACUCAGGGAGACCAAAAUGGCUGACGGAAAGGAAUCGAAAUCGAGCAAUUGUUGCUGGCUUUUUCAUAGUUUCGUAACCUUUCUAAAUUUCGUUGCCCUAUGCAGUUUCCUGGUAUAUCAUUUCCAAUAUGAGACGACCGUCACGCUUGACAAGCACUUUGACCUUCAAGAGAUUGUCGACAAUCUCUCUGAUGACGUAAAGAACUACAUCCACCCAGAAGCAUCAAAGAGAGAAGCUUCUAACAUAAGACAUGACCCGCUCUUGGACAAAGCACUUCAACAGCUUAAACAUGAAUGGAUUCAAGAAUGCAAAGCAGAAGCACACAAGGAGACGCUGUCUACUAUCGAGGAGGCCGCGGAGUUCGUAAGAACAGGACUGGGCAAGGAGGAUACAAGAAAGAGACAGACUGUUACUGGCGGGAACGACCUUGCAAGCUUGUUUGGUGAAAUAGCUCAAACGGAGAUCGACAUUUUGAAUAAAUACUGCGGCAACGACAGCAAGAUUUGUCUCCCUGGUGAGAAAGGAACCAAGGGUGAUAGUGGCACAGACGGGGCCUUCGGUAUCCCGGGGACGAAGGGUGAUAGAGGUGUGAUGGGACCACAGGGUUUGAAGGGAGAAGUGGGCCCACUCGGUCCCAAGGGGGGCAAAGGGGACCAGGGUCUACAAGGAUACAACGGAAUUCCAGGGAUGAAAGGGGACAUGGGCCUGCUAGGACCACAGGGAAUGAGGGAGAAGGUCGUUCCCGCGGACCAAAGGGACAUCAGGGACUGUAACAAGGGAGAGGUUGGCCCGGUCGGACCAAAGGGAUCACAAGGAAUCCAGGGUAUCCAAGGGUACAACGGAAUUCCAGGAAUGAAAGGCGACAUGGGUCUCCUUGGACCUCAAGGAAACAAAGGAGAGGUUGGCCCGGCUGGACCCAAAGGUGACCAGGGCAUACAAGGCCUACAGGGGUACAAUGGAAUACCGGGAACCAAAGGGGAAAGAGGACUGCUUGGACCACAAGGUAACAAGGGCGAGAUGGGGCUUACUGGUAUACAGGGCAUAAAGGGAGAUCCCGGAAUCCAGGGAUUGACUGGACCUGCUGGUAUGAAGGGUGAGAUGGGACUUACUGGUAUACAGGGCAUAAAGGGAGAUCCCGGACUCCAGGGAUUGACUGGACCAGCUGGUCCGAAAGGUGACCAGGGUCAAGCAGGUAUGCAGGGCUUUAAGGGGGAACCCGGAACUCGAGGACCAAUGGGCAUGACCGGUCCUAAAGGAGAUAUGGGACAGGAUUCUCGCGUCACUCAGGCUUGCUGCGUCAGCUUAGUUGCCCCAGAGUUCAUCACCAGUGUUGAGGAAAUUCGUAUAACAGAAGGAUCGAAUGUAUCUCUUAACUGUGACCCAAGCGGCUACCCUCCACCAGCGAUUUCUUGGAACCCUCCAGUGUACACAUUUGAUAUGACAAGAACAACUAUUUCACCAAAGAGUAUUGAUAUGAAAUAUACCAAGACCACAGACUCUCAAGUUUACACAUGCAUGGCCCAGAAUGCACUCGGCGACUCACAGAAACAAAUUGUGCUGAAAGUCUACAAGCACCUGAAGUUCACCGAAGCGCCACAAAAUCAUACCGUCCUUGAAGGAAACUCUGUUAUGCUGGAAUGUAAGGUGGAGGGACCCUUAGAUCCACAGAUUGUCUGGUAUAAGGUUAUGUUUGACGGAAGUCGAUACCCGAUUACAGCAGGUGUAACAAAGAUUGCUAAUGGCUCCCAAUUGCAUAUAGACAACGUGAACACUGGUAUAGAGGGGGAAUACAUAUGUGAAGGGAACAAUGGUGUCGAACUUGUCCGGAAAUCAUCUUACCUGUAUACAUACGGUCCACCCCACAUCAAACCCCCGGGCACUAUGGUGGUCAACAAAGGGGAGACGGUGAGACUGAAGUGUGACGCCGACUCUCAUCCACCCGCCAACAUCACAUGGAAUUUCCCGCCUGGUGUGACUAAUGCUUACAUGGACUCGGACGGAACAUUGGUAGUGGUCAACGCACAGACAACGGACUCACGUUACUUCAUAUGUAUCGCUACAAAUCCCUAUGGCAUUGACCAAGCGCAGUUGAAUCUUGCAGUCAGAGUGCCACCGGAAGUGACUGUUUCACCCGCGAAGGUACCGGUCUCAAGCGGGACCUCGAAUAUUGCUAUUCAGUGUUCGGCAGCCGGGGACCGGCCUUUAUCAGUAGAGUGGUUUAAAAAUGGAGUACGGAUUACAAAUAACGGCCAUGUUUUCAUCCUACCUGGUGAUGUGUUGUUGAUUAAUCAAGCCACAUCCCAGGAUUAUGGCCAGUACACAUGCAGGGCUACCAACAAUUUGGGUAGUGCGUCAGCAACCUCAGUUGCGUACAAAGACACGGGAACUGUCUCCUGCUCCGCGUCGUUCAAUUCUUGUACUGACACUCUUUGCGGAGCGACGUGCCCGCCUGGCUGUACCAACUUCCCCGCCUUCGCUGCUGGAGGACCAGUCAUGUACACACAACUGUCGUCCAUAUGCAAAGCGGGCAUACAGAGCGGAGUAAUUCCCGGAAGUGGUGGUGUGGUUGUCUGGUCAACCAGUGGAAGUAGUGCCGCAUUGGUCGGUGUACAGUCUGUAACUUCUACGCCCAUCACUCCUCCUACAAGAAGCGGAUAAAGGUGACUGUGAAAAUCAUUACUUAUGAAAUAGAUAUAAAUAAAACCGUGCUAACUCA
Molecule: messenger RNA, 2720 nt
Organism: Mya arenaria
Lineage: Eukaryota; Metazoa; Mollusca; Bivalvia; Myida; Myidae
Product: collagen alpha-2(I) chain-like
Exons: 24
Coding region: 20-2662 (880 amino acids)
Biological process (GO): cell adhesion
Cellular component (GO): membrane
Source: RefSeq, a predicted model, not a curated record